Molecule: messenger RNA, 2817 nt
Organism: Triticum turgidum subsp. durum (durum wheat)
Lineage: Eukaryota; Viridiplantae; Streptophyta; Magnoliopsida; Poales; Poaceae
Source: the annotation of a GenBank genome assembly
AUGAUGUAUGCAGCACUCUCCCUGUUGAUACUUGGGUCGCUGGGGACAAAGCUAAUUGGGCUAGCAUCUGGAGCUGUAACAAGCCACAACCCCGGAGAAAACUGGGUGCAGCCGUCAGGCGCCACCCUUGAUGGCUGCCCUACAAGCUGUGGCAAUCUGAGCUUCAACUACCCCUUCGGCAUCGGAUCCAGGUGCUCCCGUGGGCCUGAUUUCGACCUCACUUGCAACGACACCACCGUUGAUUCCCCCAGACUCUUCUUCCGCGACGGCAUCACUGAGGUUAUUGACAACAUCGAUGUUCUUACUGAUGGGAAUUACUAUGGGCCUCACACCUUAAUCAGGGCCUCCUUCUUUCGUACCAUUCCUAUGAAAUCUAGUGCCAGUGUCUACCACAUGCCUUUUAAACCGCCUGGGAGUUACUUCACCAUUGAUAGUUCCACCAUUCUGAACAUCACUGGUUGCGAUCUUGAUGUGUAUUUGGUCGAUGAUGACAAACUCAGGACCAAGUGGGUUUGCAGAAUUGUGUGCCCUGACCAAGGAAUCACAGAAAUGGUGGCUAUGCACAACUGUAACGGCUUCGGAUGUUGCCGUGUUGAGCUGGUAACUCCUGACGCUGAUGGUUUUCACUUCAAAUUUUUCCGCCUCCACAGGAAAAGCAACACCGGAGCAAGCUCUAAGGAGACCUCUCGGUUGUGGGAUAGAAUCAGCAUAACUACCGAUGGGGGCUUUUGGGUCUCAUGGCGUAUAAGGGAUCAACCAACCUGUGUUGCUGCCAUGCGAAACAGGAGCACCUAUGCAUGUGUGAGCAAGCAUACCAAGUGUCGUGACAGUAGUUGUAGCAAAGAUGUCAAGUGCGUUGACGGAGGCAUGCCAUCAAGAGAUGGCUAUGAAUGCAACUGCAUUAAUGGCUAUCCAGGCAACCCCUACAUUCCAGAUGGCUGCUCCAACGACAAAGGUUAUAAUCCAUUUCCAAGCAGAACUAAUUGUACAAGUCAGUGCGGUAACAUUAUUGUACAAUUCCCAUUCGGCUUAGAAGAUGGCUGCUUUGCAAGAGAAGAGUUUCACCUCAAUUGCACAAAUAUGACGUCAUCUGCUGUCCUAAAGAUGUCUGAUUCUCAGGUAAUCGGCAUGAAUGUUACUGAAGGGACCAUUAAGCUCACGGAACGUGAAGCAGUAUACGCCAUAUUUGGAGGAGGGCGCAAUCUUUUUGUUGGUUUUGAGCUGUCUGUGAAAUGGGCUGCUGCUAAUCUAAGUGGUCUAGAGGCCCAACAGAAUAGAUCUGGAUAUGCUUGUGUGAGUAUGAACAGCAAGUGUGUAGCGGUCAACACUGCAGACAACUACAUUGGUUACCGCUGCAUAUGCUCAGAAGGCUUCCAAGGGAAUCCAUACAUUCAAAGUGGCUGUCAAGAUGUUGAUGAAUGUCGUGAACCAAACAUUUGUAAGGGAAUCUGCCAUAAUACCGAAGGAAGCUUCAAUUGUACUAGUUGUCCUCGGAAAACUGAAUAUGAUGCAGGAAAAAUGAGGUGUACUACAACGAAACAACAGACUCUGAUUUUAGGUAUUAUUAUUGGGUUGUCUUGUGGCUUCAGCAUUCUAUUUUUGAGCUUUACUACACUAUUUCUCGUGAGAAGACAGAAAACAUAUGUUAAAAAACAAAUACGGAAGAAAUGUUUCAGGAAGAACCAAGGUCUUCUUCUUGAAAUGUUGAUGUCAUCAGAUGGAACUACUGAAAAUGACAAAUCAAGGAUUUUCUUGUUAGAAGAACUAGAAAAAGCGACAAACAACUUUGAUCCUACAUGUGUCAUCGGACGUGGGGGCCAUGGCAUUGUUUACAAAGGCAUAUUAUCUGAUCAACGCGUCGUUGCAAUAAAAAAGGCUAUGGUCAUUGAGCAGUGUGAGAUUAGUCAAUUCAUCAAUGAGGUCGCAAUCCUCACUCAGAUAAAUCACAGAAAUAUUGUAAAGCUCUUUGGAUGUUGUCUUGAAACUGAGGUCCCAUUGUUGGUGUAUGACUAUGUAUCCAGUGGCUCACUGUCUCAAGUUCUUCAUGCUGAUUCAAGUGAUGGUUUUUCUCUGUCUUGGGGUGACUACUUAAGGAUUGCCCUGGAGACAGCUAGAGCUCUAUCUUAUCUCCACUCUUCAGCUUCAAUAUCAAUCUUCCAUCGUGAUGUGAAGUCCUCAAAUAUUCUCCUGGACGAGAACUACACAGCUAAAGUUUCAGAUUUUGGUGCUUCUAGACAGGUUCCAAUUGAUCAAACACACAUUUUUACCAAUGUACAAGGUACAUUUGGGUACUUAGAUCCAGAGUAUUUCCAUACCAGACAGCUGAACGGGAAGAGCGACGUGUACAGUUAUGGUGUGGUACUAGUGGAGUUGCUUCUCAGAAUGAAGCCUAUUUUCACAAGUGAAUCGGGCACAACCCAGAACUUGUCAAAUUAUUUCCUUCAGAAGUUGAAGGAUGGAAAAAUCACAAGUAUUGUUAGUUCUCAAGUCCUUGAGGAAGCAACUGAGGAAGAGAUCAGGAGUGUUGCCUCUCUCGCAGAGGCGUGCUUAAGGCUACACGGUGAAGAAAGACCCACGAUGAAACAAGUGGAGAUGGAGAUGCAGACUCUGCGAACGAAACGGGAGAGCUCAUGUCAAGCAAGUCCGAGAAAUGAAGGACGGACACAACCAGGAUCACUAACUCGAAGAAGUUCUAAAGCUGCUCGCCAAUCAUCUGCUAUGAUAUUUGGUGAGAGAAUCAAUUUAUGGUCAGGAGACAGCCAGCAAUGCUAUAGCUUGGAGCAGGAGUUCAUGUCAUCUGCUACUAUACCGCGGUAG